UCUGCUUAAUCGGACUUUCAACAUCAAGUACAGAUUAGCAAGACUACUGUAUUGGUUUAACAUUUUUUAUGUUUUUUUUGUAAUUUUCGUUAUGUAAACACAAGAAAUUUAAUAAAUUUCCUUGACAUGUUGGAAUAGUCUGAAUUAAAUUUGUCAUUUUUUAGAAAUAAAUAUAGGCAGACAACAUUACUCCAGCGCUACAUAAAUUUCAUAAAGUAAAAUUAGUUACAGUCGGUUUUCUUAUUGUAAUGAUUAAUGAAGUUAUGAUUAAGCAUUCGAUUAAAACUAUUUUGGUAACAAAGAGCCGCACAAAUACUGAAAAAAAUAUGAUUUGAUGGCAUCGUCAAAAAAAUGUGAAAUAUGAAAAGUGAAACGCAAUAAAACUGAUGAUAAACACAAAGCAGUAAAUACGCAACAAACGUACUCACUUUAUUAAAUGCAUAUUUAAUGGGACAUAAACAGUGACGUACAUUUACAAAAACUUGUUUAUAUUGAUUCUACUAAGAGUGAAAAUAACGUAAAUACCAGUUGUUCUGAUAAAAACGUUGACAUGAAUGUAAUAAAAUGCAAACUAAACAUAAGACAAGACACAGUUUCCAUUUGUACAAACCCUUAAGUCAGAUCUUAUCAUUCUUCGCUUUUCUUCCAGACUCAAGUAAAUUUCAUUGUUGUUUUUCUUUAUUUUUCUGCGUUUCGUUUCUUUACUGGUCUGUUGCAACUUUCGAACAUCCAGAUUCAGUGAGGAGUCUGGACAUAAUCAUCAGUAUUUUGUCAUCUGUGUGUAUAGCCAUUUCGAUCGUCCAGAUAAAUUUUUUUCAAAAAAAUAAUUUCUUCAGCUUAUUGACCAAUUUAAAAAUCAUUGACUGGUCAUUGUAUCAGCACUACAAAAUUGAGACAAAAGUCAAUUUCAUGACAAGACUGAGAUUCAUAAACAUAUUUUUUUCAAAUAUUCUCUUUAUUCUAAUUGAGGCUGGAAUUGGAUUGUCGUUUUUUAACUUAACUUUUUUCUUUCACCACGUAGCUCAAUAUAUUCCAUUUCCUCCAGUCGUAUUACUUAUUGUGCAAUAUGACUACUUCGUGAAUUCAAUUCGAAGAAGAUGUAAACUGUUGAACCGCAAACUUUUGGAGCAAUUGAACAACAUCACUGUUUUAAAAAACACUAAAAAUCCCCGAAUUCGUUCGAUUCUUCAUCAAAAUAUCAAACCAUAUUUCUUUGCAAAAAACUACGAACGCGUUUAUGACUCGGUUGCGUUAGUGAAUGAAAUAUUCGGAGUCCAAAUUCUCUUCAUAUUUGCCAUCAUACAAGUGUUUAUAGUUAAGGGUCUUAAUAUUAUCUUGACUUUCAUCUCGAAAGAAACAAUGAUGACCCAAAGAUUUUUCAUUUUUGCGUCGAAUUUGUACGGCUGUUUUAUAUUUUUGUGUUAUGGACUUCUCAUAUCGUCAGUAUGUACAGACACUGUUUUGGAAAUGAAACAAGCCACAUUCAUAGCGUGGCAAUUAAUUCUUAAGUUGCCAAUCGAUAACGAAUAUGACAAUAAGUACAUGGAUAUUGAAGAAGGACUGAUUUUUGUACAAACAAUUACUUUAAACAGACUGACACACUUUUCUGCUGCAGGUUUUUUUACUGUAGAUUUUACAGUAAUGUUUUCUUUAAUUAGUUCUGUUUCCUCUGUCGUAAUUUUAAUUAUUCAACUAUUUGCCUGAAUAGUAAUUAAAUAACAAUAAUGCGUAGCUUAAAACAUCAUAAUUCCCAUUCUCAUUAAUUGUUAUAAUAGAAGAAGAAACGAAUUAAAUAUUAUGGAAAAAACAUUUUUUCUUAAUCUAUUAAUUCAGUGAUUUAAAACUUUAAAUAGUAAAAUUAAAACGUUAAACUAAGUGUAUUUUGGGUUGCCUGAUCCUUACAAACACUCACGGACGGAAAUACAAGCAGACAAUACUAAAGAUCAAGAAAUAAACCAUUUGGAAAAAUACUGUUAUGUACAUGCUUGCAGUGCUAUCAUAUCUUUAUUGAUACAAUUUUUA
Molecule: messenger RNA, 2022 nt
Organism: Tribolium castaneum (red flour beetle)
Lineage: Eukaryota; Metazoa; Arthropoda; Insecta; Coleoptera; Tenebrionidae
Exons: 2
Coding region: 565-1704 (379 amino acids)
Biological process (GO): sensory perception of taste; chemosensory behavior; male courtship behavior
Cellular component (GO): axon; neuronal cell body; dendrite
Source: RefSeq, a predicted model, not a curated record